UUUUUUUUUUUUCUUUAUUCAUUUUACUUUUUUUUUUUUUCUUGCAUACACAUCAUGUCAUUAAGAUCCAUAAAAUCAACUCGUGAACUUAUUUCUCAAUUAUCCUCAGGUGUUGGGUCCAGCAAACUCCCAUCCUCUAUUACAAAAAUAUCAUUGACAUACGCUUUUAAAGGAAAGAAUGAAAGUGCUGGCGCAAAGCAUUUUCUUCAUGAAACUUUACCACGUAUGCAAUAUAAUAAUCCUUCUGUUUUAUUUGAACUUAACAAAUCAGCCGAUCCUACCACAAAACCAGUUGUUACCGUACAUUUUGGUGAAAAAUCUUCUACAAUCGAUAUUCCUCGUUUACACUCUGAUACGAUAUGCGAAAAGGUCAUGGAUGCCAAACCAUAGAUAUAAUUUUAGUUUAGAUGGUUAGAAUAGAAUGAUUGCAGUGUGAUAUAUAUAUAUAUAUGUAUGGAUAUAUAUGAUGUACAGAAAGAAAAUCAAUCAACAAAUAAAACAUUCUUGACAAUACAUAUGCAC
Molecule: messenger RNA, 522 nt
Organism: Halteromyces radiatus
Lineage: Eukaryota; Fungi; Mucoromycota; Mucoromycetes; Mucorales; Cunninghamellaceae
Exons: 3
Coding region: 55-390 (111 amino acids)
Cellular component (GO): mitochondrion
Molecular function (GO): structural constituent of ribosome
Source: RefSeq, a predicted model, not a curated record